Messenger RNA from Drosophila ficusphila, 613 nucleotides. RefSeq names its product COX assembly mitochondrial protein homolog. Gene Ontology annotation, cellular component: mitochondrion. Lineage: Eukaryota; Metazoa; Arthropoda; Insecta; Diptera; Drosophilidae. The transcript has 2 exons. The coding region runs from base 83 to 439 and encodes 118 amino acids. The record is from RefSeq and is a predicted model, not a curated record.
UGUUCAAAGUAUUUUUGACUACACCUUGUGCAGUCACUCUGAAAGUUGUUACACAAAAUAAAUAGUAUUUUUUUAACCCAAAAUGAGCCUUGAUCAACAACCAGCUGUAGACCCCCACAAUCCCCAUGGACUUGGUGACCCUAACGAUACUAGGUUGCGCAAAGUGGAGCGGGAAGUGUUGAUACCCAAGAUAAUGCGGGAUCGUGCCAAGACGGAAUUUUGCUCUAAGGAAGUCGCUGAUUUUGAGGAGUGCUGCAAGGCCAGCAGCAUAUUAAUGGUGGCCACCUGCCGGAAGCAGAAUUCAGCCCUGAGGGAUUGCCUCACCCAAUGGUACCAAAACGAAGCCUUUAAAGAAGAGUGUAAGCAGAUAUAUCUUCAGGAACGGGCUGAUUAUCGAAGCACCGGGAUACCAAAGAAGCAUCGCCUGGAGAGAAUGUAGACUCCUUCAAUAGUAGUUCCUUAUUGUUGUUUGCUUUGUACAAAAGUUAUGUAAUUGAAACGCCGCACAAUUGUCUCCGUUACUGUGGUUUUCCCAAGAUCCAGGGGUUUGGUUAAAUCGCUUGCGUGAUUGACAAUUAAAAGCAGUACAUCCUUAUCCGAAGUUUCCGCCACA